Molecule: messenger RNA, 2321 nt
Organism: Malurus melanocephalus (red-backed fairy wren)
Lineage: Eukaryota; Metazoa; Chordata; Aves; Passeriformes; Maluridae
Gene: DZANK1
Product: double zinc ribbon and ankyrin repeat domains 1
Exons: 20
Coding region: 12-2321 (769 amino acids)
Biological process (GO): eye photoreceptor cell development
Molecular function (GO): protein binding
Source: RefSeq, a predicted model, not a curated record
UGCUGAGAAAAAUGACAGCUGGCUCUGUCUCAGUGCCACAGAUCAUUCCACUUCGAAUCCCACUUCCAGGGAAACCUCAACGGGAAGUAGACACAAAUACUCUCAUAGAAAUAAAAUCAGAUACACCCGGGGCCUCUAUUUAUUACACUUUAGAUGGAAGUAAACCAGAGCUCAUUAGGAAACCUCGCUGUGGGGUGUGUAAGACUUUGGAGUAUAAGGAUCCUAUCACAUUACCAGUGGGGAAAAUAACRGUCAAGGCCUUGGCAGUUACAAAGGACUACAGGGAGAGUUCAGUUGUAACAAAGGUGUUUCUGGUGGAGUACCAGCAACCAAACAUCCUUCUCCCUGUUGAAGAUGAUGACGACAAGAAUUUCCUACAAGAUGUGGGCACACAGAAUAAGGAAGAUGAAAAGUUUACUACAAAACCUAAGAAGAAUAAACUGAAUGUGGAAAUCAAGCCUGCCUGGAAUGAAACAUCCCAAGACUUUCAAGAGAGAAAGCCUCCUCACAGGUCCUCUCAAGGACCACAGCUUCUUGCCAAUCAUUUGGAAACAACAGAAUACAAAGAGGAAUCCACCUCAGCACAACCAGGAGAGUCACUGCAGGAGAUCAGAGGGUUUGCAAGUUCCUCUGCAGUGACUAGCCAGAAAAGCUUGGCAAGCCCACAAGUGUCAAGGAUCCAGAGGAAAACAGAUUUCUUUAAAUGUGCACACUGCUCUGCCCCUCGCCUGCCUGACCCCUUUGCUCACUUCUGCCAGAARUGUGGAUCUCCCAUCCCACCUGUGCCAGUCUGGCGCUUCCCAGCCCCUGAAGGAGCACAGAUGGCACCGUGCCUUGAAUGCAGACAGCUUGUGCCAAUGAAUACACCCACUUGCAUUGUCUGUGAGUCACCAAUAGCUCCACAGCUGCAGCCCCAAAACAGCAUCUACAURAAGGGCAAAGUCAUUUGUCAGGCGUGUGGCACAGGAAAUCCUUUUCACCAUAAACACUGUGUGACUUGUGAGAGCAAACUGCCUGAAGUACAGAUGCCCAUAUUUGGAGGAGACUCAUGCCCACCUCUYCAGGGCCAGCAAAGGAAGACAAUUCAGUGCUCCAAAUGCAACGGUGUGAACCAGAGCGAUGCCCGCUUCUGUGCCUGGUGUGGGGCCAAGCCUGGACCUCCUCCAUGCUACUUUACCUGCUCCAACUGUGGGACAAGCAACCAGCCCUAUGCUCGCUUCUGUGUGUCCUGUGGUGUCUACAUAGAGCCCCCAUCCAGGCAGAGCUCUCCUGACAGCCCCAUGGAUCCUGGGGACUCUCUGGGAUCUUCUCAGGCAAAACGAUUACAGGCUCAAGUUGCCUGGCAACCUCAUCCUGUUUCCUUGCCCAAAUCGAGAGCAGAACUAACAGAAAAGGAAGAUAAAGGAACUCAAACCAUUGGACUUUUUUACCCAUCCAGCAAACUGUUGGAAAAGAAGGAGCUUGAGCUGAUUUCACUAAAAGAAAAAAUGGAAAAGAUGAGUGAUCAUAAACCUCUCCUGACUGCCAUUAGUCCUGGAAAAGGUUACUGGAGGAAGCAGCUGGAUCAUGUUUGUGCUCACCUUAGAAGCUAUGCCCAGAACAACAUUGAAUUCAGAACACUGAUUGGAGAGCCUCAAAUGGGAAAGAUGAACUAUGCUACCUUCUCUGAAGAUGACUAUGAAGUCACCAUUACAUUGAAUUUUGCUGCUGUUAACAAGGAUAUUCAUCCUAACAAAGCAGGRAAGUUCAGCAAUGAUUACCUGAGUGCUGUAACAGAAGUCACAAAUGGACAGGAUGUCAGUCAGACUGAUUUUGGCAGAGGUGAUCAUAAUCUUUUCUAUUCAAGAAACCAAAUAAAGAGAACCAAGCCAAGMACACCUACAGGACAGGAAUAUAAGCUCUCUCCAGAGUCCAGACAGCUGCUGGAUGAACURGGUCAGACUGGGAAAGGAAGGAUCCCCUUCAUAGAACAAUUGCUCAGUGAAGGAGCUGACCCCAAYGCCCUGAGCGAGGAGGAGCGCCCUGCUCUCACAGUUGCUGUCCUGAACGGGCACACAGGAGCCAUCUCCCCUCUGGUGCACAGAGGGGCCCACAUCGAUCAGCAGUCAGGGCCGUACAACAACACAGCUCUCCACGAGGCAGUGCUGCUGGGAUUGGAGGGAGAGGAGUGCAUCCGAGCCCUGUUAAGGYAGGUACCAUGCUGCAAUGCCAGCGUGCAAAAGAAGAAUGCAGCGGGGCAGUCUGCACUGGAUUUGGCUGUUGCAGGAGGAGAUAACAAGGUUCUUUCACUAUUCCAAGUAAGUCUGGAUAGAGAACACUGA